CGAGUGCCAAGCGCCGUUCGCCAGCAUCAGUGGCCACCGCACCGCCAGUUGCGACGGGCACUAUCUCUACCUCGACAAACAACCCGACACAGUGUCUUGUAACGUUACCUAUUGUGAUAUCUGUUCAUUAAUGUCCAUGUGCGUCUAAACAUCGAACUGAAACAAAAUGCACUGGUUUAACAUUUUGCCGUUGGUGGCGGUAAUCACUGUCGGAUUUAUAAAUUCAGUGUUUUCGUUAUUAAUUUCCAGUGGACGGCCAGUCUGUGGUGUGCCCGGCAGUUCGCACUAGUAGUGGCUGGCUAGACCUGUUUCCAUUGCCAUGCAAGAAGAAUUCGGAAUGUCGCGUGAUGGGCAACCAGCACCUCUGCUGCAAUGGCUUCUGUACGAAAGGCGUCAGGCCAUCAGGCGCAAUCCAGCAACAACGAGUGUCCAAGAUAACGGCUAGCGUAGCGGCGCCGAGUAGCACAAGCACGAGCACCACUAGUAGCACGAGUACUACCACUACUACUACUACAACUACGACUACUACAACAUCUGCCCCAAGUACCAGCAGUACUACCACGACUACGACGACUACGACGACGCCGCGGCCGACCACUACAACGACCCCGCCCCCGCGGCCCUUCUUGCAACUAUUGCCCAUACAGAUACCACAGGCCACACAACCCAGCGCACCCGUAAAGACCAGCAACUCAUUAUUAACCGCUGACGUAACUUACUCACACAACUCUGGUUCCAUUUACGAGUAUAACGUGGAUUACUCGAGUGCAGGCAAGACGCAGAAACUGGUGUGCCCAAAAGCUGGGCAAGCACCCGUGCUCCUGUUUCCAAUUCCGUGCGAAAAAAAUUCGCAAUGCCGCGCUACCAGCGGGCCGGACCAAGUGUGCUGUGAGGGACGCUGCGUGAAAGGUGUUCCGGCGCCACGGCCUACUUCGCCUCCCAAAACGCACCAACCCCUAUUAGGUGUUAUUCCUCGUGAAUGUCCGUCGGCACCACUCGGUGAACUGCUGUUUGAAGUCGAAACUUGUAAAGCCGAUUCAGACUGCUGGCCGCGGAUUUGCUGCCCUGAUGGCACACGCUCCUACUGCCGUACUGCACGGGCUCGCCUUGACCUGGUGCCAGUCGCCAAUCAAAUUGAUGGACCCGUUCGUAUGUUGGAGCAAUACUUGCAGUGCACGCCGCCUCCCCAGUACGACCUGUUUCCUCAGAAGUGCAGCUCUAGUGUAGACUGCUUCCCCAACUUAUGUUGUGCAGAGGGCGGCAAGAAGCACUGCAGACCACCACAGCGCAGCCUUUUAGCAUUGCUUGCUGGAGUCGGACAGAGAGUUGGUUCUACAAUAGGCAACUUGCGGCAAGCGCAAGCUAAUGCAAAUAGCUCAUAAGUUUAACGAAUUAAGAUAGUAUUUUGUAGUGAUUAGUAUUUUUAUACUUUUGUACAGUUUUAUUAAAUAAUUUAAAAAAACGUUGUUUUUUUUGUCA
Messenger RNA from Helicoverpa armigera (cotton bollworm), 1479 nucleotides. Its product is annotated as salivary glue protein Sgs-3. The record is from RefSeq and is a predicted model, not a curated record. The coding region runs from base 348 to 1382 and encodes 344 amino acids. The transcript has 7 exons. Lineage: Eukaryota; Metazoa; Arthropoda; Insecta; Lepidoptera; Noctuidae.